Diversispora eburnea is the source of this 1413-nucleotide messenger RNA. NCBI's taxonomy places the organism in Eukaryota, Fungi, Glomeromycota, Glomeromycetes, Diversisporales, Diversisporaceae. The record is from the annotation of a GenBank genome assembly.
AUGGCAAAUAAAAUUUCUACAGAAAUUUUGAUUAUGAUUCUGAAUAGUGUUCAAUCAUCUCAAGAUUUGCAUUCUUCAUUAUUAGUCAAUCGAAUUUGGUGUAAAGCUACUAUACCCAUACUUUGGGAAAUACCUUUUGGUCAAGAAUGUUAUAUGGGUUCUAAGAAGUUGAUAAAGAAAGCAUUAUGCAUUCGAACUUAUAUAUCAUGUAUGGAUACUCGAGCUAGAAAUUUACUUAUUCAAAAAGGAUUUGAUUUAUCAUCAUCACCAACUCAAACCACUUUUGAUUAUCCAUCAUUUACUCAUAAAUUUAUAAUUAAUAAUUUAGUUUAUUUCAUUUCCACAUAUUUACGAAAGAUUAUUGAUUAUCGAGUAGAUGAUGAGAGAAUAUUAUUUAAUGAGAUAUUUAAAUUAAUAAUAAAUUGUUGUACAUUUUUGGAUUAUUUUAAAUUAAAGAGAGUUCCCUUAAAUUUUUCUGAAGUUUUCCUAAAUUAUAGUGAAUUAAUUGGUUCGAUUCUCAAGUUACCUGGUGCUCUGAAAGUAUUUAAGAAACUAGAAAGUUUUACUUUGACAAUAGGAAUACAUGAUAAUCAGAUUGGAUCAUUAUAUGAAUCAUUAACAUUAAUUUGUGAUAAUAUUUUAAAUAUGGAUUUGGUAUUGAAUUGUUCUCAAGCGCAAGCGCAAUUAUUAGCAAAACUUAUUAGUGUUCAAAUACGUCAAAAUGAAACAUUGAAGAGACUUAGAUUAUGUUCAGUAAAUUUUUAUCAUUUCGAGUGUAAAUCAUCACCAAUUGGACAAUUUAUUUCACUUCAAGAGCUUUAUAUUGAAAAUUGUAAUGGGCUGCAUAAAUCGAAUAGUUUAUUCUUUGCUUCGUCAUUUACUCAAUUAAGUAGUUUUCAUUGUUUUCAUUCGAAUCAUGUAGAUAAUUGGUAUCCUCAAAAAUUUAUUAUAAAAAUUCUCGAAACUGCUAAUACAAAUUUAAAAAAUAUUCGCAUAGAAUUAUAUUGCACAAUUAACUUUGAUAUAUUUUCAGCAAUUUUAAAUUAUUGUACAAAGAUUACCAAAUUAACUGUUCAUUAUUUGUUUCCUGAACAAGUAAUAGCGAUAUUUAAUAAUAAUUUUAAUGAAUUAAGAAAUUUUUCAUUUGAUUGUGAAAAAAGAUUUGAUGCUAAUAAAUUGUUAUGUCAAAUGGCCGAAAAUGUACCAGAAUCACUUGAAAUUAUUGAAAUUAGAAUGGGAAGAUUUGCUGCUGAUAGUUUAAGAAAAUUUGUUGAAGGGUGGUGUUGUAAAGGAAGAGGAGGAAAUAAAAAGAUUAUUUUAAAACGUACAGAACAAGCGCGACUGUUUAAAUUAAGUGAUGAACAAUUUAAAGUUAUUGAAAAAUAUGGAGUUCAAAUUGAUAUAAAAGAAUAA